UAACGCUUCACGACGCUUCGAGUUAGUCCGUUUACACGUUCAAACGAUUAACACGUGCAAAAGCAGAUUUAAAGAUUCUCUUUGUUAUUUUUCUCUUUAUUAUCUUUUAACAAUAUACUUAUAUCUUGAAAUCUCAUUAACAAAGUUCAUUAAGAUAGGAUCAUUGAAUUCUUUUGUUAUUGUAUUAUCGAUAGAGAUAAUUGGAAGGAGUUGUUAUUGAGAAUUGCAAUUAUUGUUUUGUUUUGUUUUGUUUUUUUUUUUGAUAAUUUUCUAAAAUUGCAUUAACAACGACUUAAAGAUGCCUGUGGAGUUGGAGCAAGUGCCUUCGGUUGCACAUGAGGCCUUUAAUGGAGAAGAAAAAAUGAAUAAGCUGUGUAGACAAGUAUCGAUCGAAAGUCCGAGCAUAAUAGGACGCGAUUGUGUAUUCAGUUUCGACGUACCGGUUCCAGAAGUACCUGCACAAGGUGCCAGGAUCCGCGUAGUAUGUGCCGGAGCAUGUUAUCAUCCAAAACGUUCACCAAGUCUAUCGUCUCUAACAUCUGUUUCGAGUAGCAGUAGUUUGGCUACCGAAGCAUCUUUAGAAGGUGAUUUUCCAGCUAACAUUCCUCACCAUGGUGUAAGAGAUGCUGCAUUAUUUCCUGGAUUCGAAGUAGCCGGUGUCAUUGAAUCACUUGGUUCUGACGUCAGCGAGGAUUGCGAAUAUGCAUUGGGUGAUCGCGUUAUACUUUAUCCUUACGAAGGAAUACCUAACGGAUACGUCGAAUAUUUGGUUGUACAUGAUCUUAAGUAUCUCAUUAAGAUACCCGAUAAUAUGCCAUUGAGCGUAGCUGCUAUGUUACCAGCUGGUGCAUUACUUGCCAUGAACACCGUAUUCGCUGCCCAUGAACAUGUACAAAAUCUUUUAAAAGAAAGAGACGAGAAAACCGUUUGUAAGAUUCUGAUUGUUGGAACUGGUGGAUUAGCACUUUGGGCAUUGAGAAUUGCGGCAUAUCACUUCAGUAAUAUGAAGGAUAGAGUAACUAUCACUAUUGCUACUCUUAAAGAUGACGGUCUUAUCAUGGCAAAGGAAUUUCAACGUUUGCACAUUGCUUACAGAGUAAACGUUGUACAAUGGAACGAGGAUUUGUACGAGAAACAACUGAUCGAAAGGACGAUGGAUGCAUGUCAAGGUCAAGUUGACGUAGUGAUUGACUUUGGAACAACAUCUCGUAGUCUUCAUCGUAGUAUCCAAUGUUUGAGCAAAGGUGGAGUCGUAUUCGUGAUAAAGGAAGUUGCUGAUCGUCUUUUACCAAAGUUUAGCAGGCGUGCCGAAGAAAAACAACAGAGUAUUAAAUCAGUGGAGCCAGGUACUUUAGAACAACUUCGUGAAUUGGUUCAAUUGGUUGCAACGAACGAAAUUGAACCACCACCACACACAGUAUACCCUGCUGAGGAAGCACUCGAUGUUGUUCACAAACUCUGCCAUUCCAUGAUUCAAGGUCGUGCGAUUCUACGUUUCUAUCCAUCUGAUUAAAAGAUAGACUAAGAGAGAUAGAGAGAGAGAGAGAGAGAGGGAGAGAGAGAGGGAGAGAGAGAGAGAGAGAGAGAGAGAGAGAGAGAGAGAGAAACACUAUUUCAAAUAUCUAUCUGUGUAUUCUGUCUCUCUGUCUUAUUUUCAAUCUUAAGCCAUUCAGAAGUCAAUACGAUUAACUCCACUUUUAUUAUUUGAUUAAAAUACUUUUGAGAUACGUUCGACGUUUGUCCAAUACAAUUGUUUGUGACAUUAUUUUUAAUUUCAAUAUCAAAGCAAAUUAGACUUUAAUACUACAAUAAUAUAUAUUUUAAUAUAUUAUUUAAAAUAACGUAAUAAUUAUUUUGACACAAAAAUGAUAAACGAUGUAUAUAAUUUGUAUUUAUUUUUCUUUACUCUUUUCUUUUGUGGAAUUAAUCCGAUUUGGAUAAACGAGUGGCUCAAUUAACGUAUCCAAGAAACUCUCCCAUAAUUUCAUAGAUGAAAACACUAAAUGAACUUGAAGAUUAUUUUGAAUUUAAGAUACUAUUGCGUGUAUUUGUCUCUGUCUGACUCUCUUUCUGUGAUCUCACUCAAAGAUUGUCUAAUUGAAAGAUAAGGGAAAAAUGAUUGGAGAAACAAUUCGAUUUAAUUAUUUAUAUGAUUCCUUCUCAUAGGAUUCGAUUAGAAUUUAUUUUUACAGACCUUCAGAGAGUUUCUAGAUACAAUUUCUUUGAAUGUAUGUGAUAUGUAUGUGUGACUCCAAUGUUGGAUGAUUUUAUUCCGAGUUUGUAUGAAUGAUAAAGAAUGAACUAUAUUUGUGUUUGUGCGUGAGUGGAUGUAUGUGUGCAACUUCCAACAAAUUCUCAUAGUCUCGUAUACUUACAAUUUAUUUUUUAUCAAACAUUAUUUUCCUUUAAACAAAAUCGUUGACGACAAAAUAAUUUAUCACUUUCGUUUUGUUGAGAAUAUCUCGAACGAAUUCAAAUAUCAAAAAUAUGACGAAAAAUACCAAAAAAAUAUCGACAGCUCUUGCGCUUUUUAUUUUGAUUUUCAAGAGAUAACACAAAAUUAUUUGGACGAUCAUGUAUGUUGAAUCUAAUAAUUUCAUUUGAAUGAUUUACGUUUUAAACACAUAUACACGUAUAUACAGAGUAAGGUCAAAAGUUCUUAAAUAAUUUAAAAAAUAAAUAAGGAACUCUCUUUCGAAACUUUUUCAAUUUGUAGUUUUAGCUUAAUAAUAUUUAAAAGCUAUGCUUGUAGUUUUACGAUCUGGAAGAUAAAUUAUCUUAAGAAGUUUCGAACUAGAGUAAUUGUUAUUAAAAAUUAAUUUAAAACUUUUGACUCGAUCUUUAUACAUACGAUAUUUCAUUAAUGAAAAACGAUAAUAGAGACGAGAAUGUUCGAAAAAUAAUGCAUAAAAAAAAAAAAAAAA
Polistes canadensis is the source of this 2924-nucleotide messenger RNA. RefSeq names its product quinone oxidoreductase (gene Drat). The transcript is spliced from 3 exons. The record is from RefSeq and is a predicted model, not a curated record. Gene Ontology annotation, biological process: alcohol metabolic process. Lineage: Eukaryota; Metazoa; Arthropoda; Insecta; Hymenoptera; Vespidae. The coding region runs from base 299 to 1513 and encodes 404 amino acids. Gene Ontology annotation, molecular function: alcohol dehydrogenase (NADP+) activity.